AUGCCUGACGGUCAAGAUAAUAAGACUUUUAAACAAAGAAAGACUUUUGCGGUGAGAAAGGAAGAGGUGGAGGGGAUCCGGCAGAAGUUUCCAAGCAAAGUACCUGUGAUUGUUGAGCGGUUCCACAAAGAGACAACUUUACCUGUGCUGGAUAAAACCAAAUUUUUGGUGCCCCAGGAGCUGACCAUGUCUCAGUUUGUUACAAUUAUCAGAAACCGAAUGUCCUUGAACUCCAACCAGUCUUUCUAUUUGAUCGUCAAUAACAAAUCCAUCUCCAGCAUGUCUGCAACAAUAGCAGAGAUUUACCGGGAUGAUAAGGACGAAGAUGGUUUCCUUUACAUGACCUACGCCUCACAGGAGAUGUUUGGAUCUUUGCAGGAGAGCACUUCCCAUUUCUAG
This is a messenger RNA of Candidula unifasciata, 399 nucleotides long. The record is from the annotation of a GenBank genome assembly. NCBI's taxonomy places the organism in Eukaryota, Metazoa, Mollusca, Gastropoda, Stylommatophora, Geomitridae.